UGGCUGGAUCCAGAGCUGACGUACGGCAAUGCCAAGCCGUUCGUCUUCACGCAGGGCCACUCGGUGUGUAACCGCUCCUUCUUCCCCUGCUUCGACACACCAGCAGUGAAAUGCACCUACUCAGCUACUGUUAAGGCUCCAGCAGGCAUCCAGGUGUUGAUGAGUGCUACUCAAAGUACCUACUUAGAAGAGGAAGGUGUAUACCAGUUUUACAUGGAAUAUCCAGUUCCUGCCUACCUAGUGGCCCUGGUGGCAGGAGAUCUUAUACAUGCAGACAUAGGCCCAAGGAGCAGAGUGUGGGCAGAGCCCUGCCUGCUGCCGACAGCCAUCAGCAAGCUUUCCGGCAUGGUAGAGCGUUGGUUGAGCGCUGCAGAGAGUCUUUAUGGGCCUUAUAUAUGGGGAAGAUAUGACAUUGUUUUUCUUCCUCCAUCCUUCCCUAUUGUUGCCAUGGAAAACCCAUGCCUGACCUUCAUAAUCUCUUCCAUUCUGGAGAGCGAUGAAUUUCUAAUAAUUGAUGUCAUUCAUGAAGUUGCGCACAGCUGGUUUGGAAAUGCGGUCACCAAUGCUACUUGGGAAGAGAUGUGGCUGAGUGAGGGGCUAGCCACGUAUGCCCAGCGCCGGAUCACCACCGAGACCUAUGGAGCUGCCUUCACGUGCUUGGAGACUGCAUUCCGCCUUGAUGCUCUCCACAGACAGAUGAAGCUCCUUGGAGAAGACAACCCUGUCAGCAAGCUUCAGGUUAAACUGGAGCCAGGUGUAAAUCCUAGUAAUCUAAUGAACCUCUUCACCUAUGAGAAAGGCUACUGCUUUGUUUACUACCUGUCUCAGCUCUGUGGAGACCCAAGGCACUUUGACUCCUUCCUAAGAGCCUACAUUGAGAAAUACAAAUUUACCAGUGUUGUGGCUCAAGAUCUUCUGGAUUCCUUCCUGAAUUAUUUUCCAGAGCUGAAAGAGCAAUGUGUUGAGAGCAAAGCAGGCCUGGAGUUUGAACGUUGGCUCAAUGCUACAGGACCUCCUUUAGCUGAGCCAGAUUUAUCUCAGGGAUCCAGUCUGACCAGACCAGUGGAGAAUCUCUUCAAACUCUGGACCACCGAGCCGCUGGAUUCUGCUGCUGCUGCCAGCAGUGCUGACCUCACUAAGUGGAGGACAUUUCAAACUGUGCUCUUCUUGGACAGAUUGCUGGAUGGGUCACCACUGCCACACGCGGUGAUAAAAAAGCUUUCGGAAUGCUACUCCUCUCAGCUGGACUCCAUGAAUGCAGAGAUCCGUAUCCGCUGGCUGCAGAUUGUAGUCCGAAAUGACUAUUAUCCAGACCUUUACAAAGUCCGUCGCUUCUUGGAAAACCAGGAAAUCUGUUCUACUCCUCGGUUAUUUUCAGACAAGCCACAGGAUGUGCAAGUGAAACAAGGGAUUUUGGGAGACUGUUGGUUCCUGUGUGCCUGUAUAGCGUUGCAAAAGAGUAAAUACCUACUAAAUAAGGUAAUCCCUCCGGGUCAGCCCAGCUGGACAGAUGAAUCCUAUCAAGGCUGUUUCACUUGUCGGAUCUGGCGGUUUGGCCACUGGGUGGAAGUAACCAUUGACGAUCGCUUGCCUUGCCUGGGUGGUAAACUCUGCUUUUCCCAGUGUCAGACGGAAGAUUUGUUUUGGCUUCCACUAUUGGAAAAAGCUUAUGCAAAGCUGCAUGGAUCUUAUGAACACUUAUGGGCAGGACAGGUGGCAGAUGCUUUAGUUGAUUUGACUGGAGGUAUUGCUGAAAGAUGGACCCUGAAAGACCCUGGAAGAAACAUGGAGAAGGAGAGGACUGGUAUGGUUUUGGAGAAGACAGUGUUUAGGAGAUUAAUGAACCUGAAGGAACAGUGUGUAAUAAGCUGCUCGGUCCUCAAUUCCAGAGAAGGGGCAAGGGAACUAGGAGAAUUUCAUGCCUUUAUUGUGAUAGACAUCUUGAAUCUUUCUAAAGUGUCAGGCAAGGAGAUCUUCCUACUACGGAUACGAAAUCCUUGGGGGAGGCGGUGCUGGAAGGGUCCCUGGUGUGAGGGUGGUCAAGGAUGGAGCCAACUGGAUCCAGUAGUCACCUCAGAAUUGCUCUCUCAGAUCCAAGAGGGAGAGUUCUGGGUUGAUGAGGAAGAAUUUUUUAGAGAAUUUGAUGAGAUUACCAUGGGCUUUCCAAUCAAUGAGGAAGGACAACUUCAGAGUCUCUAUACAGAGAAAGUGCUGUUCCACUCUCAGAAUCUUUUUGGAUCCUGGGUGAGAGGUCAGUCUGCAGGGGGUUGCCGGAACAACAGCAGCUUCCCUACCAAUCCUAAAUUCUGGCUGAGAGUCUGUGAGAAGAGUGAGGUGUGCAUUGCUCUGCUGCAAAAACACAGGAAAUACAGUCCUGACUGGGCUGGAAGAAUUCAAAAUCUGACUAACUUAGCAGAGAAGAAUCUCUCUUUGGCUGAAGGCAUGCAAAGAAAGAAUUAUCAGGCAGUGGGUCUGCAUGUCUGGAAGGUGGAGAAGAAGCGAUUUAACCUCCCAAAGACCCUCUCUGCUCCUCCAGUUGUAGGUACCAUCUGCCAUUCCUAUGACAGAGAAGUGCACGUGUGCUGCGACCUUUCCCCUGGGUAUUACCUUGUUGUUCCCAGCACUUUUCUAAAGGAUGAAGUAGGGCAUUUCUUGCUUCGUGUAUUUUCAACAGGAAGGAUCUCACUCAGUGAGAUAAAACCACCACCCACUGAUGCUACCUUCUGUGAAGAAUUCCCAGCAGGAUCAGGAAAAAGCAGUGUGAAAGUUACCCUCCGUCAGCACUGUCAAGAUAGCAAGUGUCGGCCAAUAGGUUUUCAUAUUUUUCAGGUACCUAACAGAAACUGGAAACCCCAUACUUCCUCUUUUAUACACUUAGAACCACUGGUUAGCUGUGUACCUCACUGCUAUUCACAGGAAGUAAGCCAACUUUGCAGACUUCCUGCAGGAAAUUACGUUGUUAUACCUUCUACCUACCUGCCAAAUACAGAAGGCAGUUUUACAGUAAUCAUAGCAAUCAAGAUAGACAGGAAACGCAUUCAGAGCCGGGAGACGCUCGGACAAGUAUUGCAAGAAUUAUAUACGGUGUUCUUCCAUCUGAUUGACUCUGAUAUUGAUUGGAACUCCUAG
Tinamus guttatus (white-throated tinamou) is the source of this 3129-nucleotide messenger RNA. NCBI's taxonomy places the organism in Eukaryota, Metazoa, Chordata, Aves, Tinamiformes, Tinamidae. The record is from RefSeq and is a predicted model, not a curated record.